AUGGCUGCCAUGCUGGAGUUCCGCACGGCGGGCUUCAACCCCUACGCCGUCAAGUAUUCGCCCUACUACGACUCGCGCAUCGCCGUCGCGACGUCGGCCAACUUUGGCAUCGUCGGCAAUGGCCGCGUCUUUGCCCUCGGCCUGACGGCGCGUGGUGUCCAGGUAGAAAAGACCUUCGACACAAACGACGCCCUCUACGACCUGGCCUGGUCCGAGAUCAACGAGAACCAGCUGAUUGUAGCCUGCGGUGAUGGAUCGCUCAAGCUUUUCGACCUAGGCGUCAAUGACUUUCCCGUCAUGAACUUCCACGAGCACAAGCGAGAGACCUUUUCCGUCUGUUGGAGCCCCAUCACCAAAGACACCUUUGUCUCUAGUUCAUGGGACGGGACCGUCAAGAUUUGGUCGCCGACGCGAAAUCACUCCAUAACCACCCUGCCCAUAGGCAACUGCACCUACAGCGUAUCCUUUUGCCCGUCUAAUCCGGCUCUCAUCUCGGCCGCGUCCUCCGACUCACACCUCCGAAUCUUCGACCUGCGCACCCCUUCCUCAGCAAAGUACCACAUGGUGGCCGCCAUACCCGUCCAUGCACCGCCGGCCACUAUGCCCGGAGCCGCCCCUGCCGCCGCCGGCGCCUCCCCCCCUGCCGAGAUCCUGACGCACGACUGGAACAAGUACAACGACACAAUAGUGGCCACCGGCGGCGUGGACAGGGUCUUGCGAACCUUUGACAUUCGCAACCCGGCCGGUGGACCGCAAUCACUGAUGCAAGGCCACGACUACGCUGUCCGCAGGCUGGCCUGGAGCCCCCACGCAAGCGACGUCCUCAUCAGCGCCAGUUACGACAUGACGGUGCGCCUGUGGAACGAUGGGUCCACGAUGCCACAGCUCUCCGGGCCAGGAACCGGGGCAGGCCGGCAGAUGGGCCUGAUGAACCGGCACACCGAGUUUGUCACUGGCGUUGACUGGUGUUUGUUUGGAGCGGGAGGAUGGGUGGCCUCCGUCGGCUGGGACGAGAGAGUCCUGCUGUGGGACGCCAACACGUUGAUGGCGCAGCGAUGA
Messenger RNA from Hirsutella rhossiliensis, 1059 nucleotides. RefSeq names its product peroxisomal targeting signal 2 receptor. Gene Ontology annotation, biological process: protein import into peroxisome matrix. Lineage: Eukaryota; Fungi; Ascomycota; Sordariomycetes; Hypocreales; Ophiocordycipitaceae. The record is from RefSeq and is a predicted model, not a curated record. The transcript has 3 exons. Gene Ontology annotation, cellular component: peroxisomal matrix; cytosol. Gene Ontology annotation, molecular function: protein binding. Bases 1 to 1059 code for a protein of 352 amino acids.